Molecule: messenger RNA, 2476 nt
Organism: Labrus bergylta (ballan wrasse)
Lineage: Eukaryota; Metazoa; Chordata; Actinopteri; Labriformes; Labridae
Gene: obi1
Product: ORC ubiquitin ligase 1
Biological process (GO): regulation of DNA replication; protein monoubiquitination
Molecular function (GO): ubiquitin-protein transferase activity
Source: RefSeq, a predicted model, not a curated record
CGCCUUUUUGUCCUCGGUGGCUUCCCGUAGUCCUCAGUCUACGCGCGCAGUUCCUGGUGGGAAAUUUGUAUCAUUUACAGAGGAGCUGUUUGUGUUUUUCCCCCGCAAAGCAUGGCUCUCAACUAUCAGACGUCCACACUUUCUCUGACUUUGCCGAUUUCGUGUCAAAUAUGUCUCGGAAAGGUCAGACAGCCGGUCAUUUGUGCGAACAACCACGUGUUCUGCUCGUCCUGCAUGGAAAUGUGGUUAAAGAAAGCCAACCAAUGUCCGUCCUGCCGGGUCCCCAUCACAGCGGAAAGCCCCUGCAGAGAAAUCAUCGGAGGAACGAAUGAGAGUGAUCACAGCGACAACCCUCGCAUGAGGAAAUGCCUCCGAAAAACCAGAGGAGAACUGCUCCUGCGGGAGUAUGAGGAUGAAAUUGAAGGGCUGAUCAGAGAAAAUGAAGAGCUGAAAAUGAAAAAUCAAAGCCUGGAGUCCCAACUAAGGACUGCUCUGGAUCCCUGCAGCAUUAACACAGUGCAAACAGAUGACAAGAAAUUUGACCCCGCUGUCCUGGAGGAAUGGACCAACAAGCUGCGAGCUGCAACAGAUGUUUGCGAUAAAAUAAAGCAGGACAUGGAUAAACUCAAGGAGGCAAAUAAGACCUUACGUUCUCAGAAUGUGGACCUUGUACAAGAAAAUAUGAGAUUAAAGGCAGAAGUGGUGAGCAGGUCUCCUCAGAAGUUUGGUCGUUACACAGUUGCAGCGCUGGAAGCUAAAAUCCAGCAGUAUGACCGUGAGGCGGAUCACUUGAAGAGGGCUCUGGAGCGCAGUGACCAGUACAUUGAGGACCUGGAGUCUCGCGUCACAAAGUCUGAGAAGAGACACCUUGAUGUGCAGGAGGCGUGUGGGAGCGGCAAGGCCGAGUCUGAAACUUUAACGCAGCAACAGAAGAUCAACAUGAUGCUGAGGAGCUUGAGUGACAACGAGAGGCAGCUCAUUUGCAGCAAUCCGGAGGCAGAAGGUCAGACAUUUUCAAGGAAUACCAGUUUGGUGUUCAUGCCAACUGCAGAUCACAAAGAGUUGAAUAAGAGUCUGACCGAUGAGCAGAAAAAGGAGGACUUGGAAAGCGCCUCCUCCGACUUUUUGCCCAACACUCCGUCCUCUGCCUUCCGGUCCCUGACUCUUAAAAGCCCUGGCAUCCGGGAGAAGAAAGUUGCAUUCAAACCUGUGUCUCACCUGAGAAGGCUGGACUUUGAAGACCUUCCCAGUCCAGGCAAGAGUGGCAGCACCACAGAGAACCUAUUCAGCAGCCUUGACAAGAUCCCUAAAGUCCUGCCACAAGAUGCUCACAUACAACCCUCAAAUGCUGCCUUCUGGGGUGGCUGGCAGAAAUCUAAAUCUAACGACCCAUCGUGUGCAGUUACAGGUGAAGAGAGCCCUGUUGAAGAAGUCACAUCCUCUAAUCCAGUAGGUGAUGAUUCGGAUAGCUUCCAGAUGACCAGUGAGGCCUCCAUGGAUGCAGCAUACCUUGAUAAAAUCUCUGAGUUGGACUCCAUGAUGCUCGACGGAGAGAGCUCCAGCAGCCGAGGGUCGCAGUUCUCCCUGGCCUCGUCCGCUUCGGCAGACUUGGACAACACUCUCAUCCCAGAACCACAAACCUGCCACGAUAAGAAACCCGAGUUACAGUGCGAACGUGAGAAGAACUCGGCGAGCGAGAGCGUGGAUGGCACCGUGAACGACAAGGAGCCUUCAAGGAGCUUUGCAGAGGUGUCAGGUAGUGAAUGUGCAGAGCCUUCCCAGACUGAUGAACUGUCUUUUGAUUUGCUGUUUGAUUCACUGGAGGAGAAUAAUGCUGCUGGUCCCUCUGGCUCUCUAAAUCCAGCAAGCCAAGACCAGGAUCAGGUAAACUCCUCCUCCUCCUCCUCAUCGUCCACCUCCAGCUGCAGCGGUAAACCUGUGAACAUAAUAAGAGAUAGACACGCACUUAACAUCAGCCAGCCGACAAAGAGAAAAUCCCACAGUCCCUUUAACACAAGCAGUCCCACAAAACUGUCAAAGCUCAUGUGAAGGUUUUAAGAAAUAUUAACUCCCAUGUUGCUGCAGUAAAACAAUAUAAAUGUGAUGCUAAGUGUAACUUAUUGUUUGUUAAUGCUAGUUUGACUGCUGUUAUAUUGUAUGACUUAAUACAUGAGAUAAGAAGUCUGACAGAAAUAUUUUUGUGUAGGUCUCAGUAAAGGUCUUUAGUGACUGCUUGUCAGUAGGUUUCAUCUCCAGACAAACACUUCUGUGCUGCUUUUUGUUCCACAGAAGGGCUUCACAUGUAAGCUGAGACGUGUGUAAAAUAUUCUACUGGUAUGUGUUUGUUCUUUCAUUAAAUAAGAUCCUCAUGGUAAUCUUUGAAGACUGGCUGAAAAGUGAGGAUGGAUGAACAUGACAUGUGAUGAAUUGCAAUGUAAGGGUGACUUAGAAAAUAAAAUAGUAAUGCAAUGACAAA